AUGGGAAUAAAAAUGGGUGAGCUGAAAUUUGAGAAAAAUAGAGUUUGUGUAGUAAAAAAUUGUAUAUCAAUUACAUGGAAACUAUCAUAUCCAGAAAUUCCAAAUUUAAUUAUUUUCAAAGAAAAUGAGCUUUGCUCUACAAAUAGUUUACCAGAUUUUGAGAAAAUACAACAAGAUAAAAAGCAGAAUACAAUAUUAGAUACAGA
Messenger RNA from Scutellospora calospora, 206 nucleotides. The record is from the annotation of a GenBank genome assembly. Lineage: Eukaryota; Fungi; Glomeromycota; Glomeromycetes; Diversisporales; Gigasporaceae.